Molecule: messenger RNA, 1151 nt
Organism: Panicum hallii
Lineage: Eukaryota; Viridiplantae; Streptophyta; Magnoliopsida; Poales; Poaceae
Product: B3 domain-containing protein Os12g0592300-like
Exons: 5
Coding region: 16-1089 (357 amino acids)
Molecular function (GO): DNA binding
Source: RefSeq, a predicted model, not a curated record
UCCAGAGAAUGCAGGAUGAGCAAGAUGAUUCACCAGUGGUGUGAGAGCUGCAGGAAGUGGCAAGAGCACUGCUACCUGAAACACAUGGGCGCAAGCAAGGUCCGUUUCUUCAAGCUCAUGACCGGGGAUUUUGCACAGAGCAUUAGCAUACCAAGGAAGUUUGUGAGUAAUCUAAAUGGGCAGAUCACCAAAGGGUUAAACCUGAAAGCACCCAGCGGCGAAACAUGGCUCAUCGAGGUUGCCAAGAAUGCUGAUGAGCUGUUGUUCAUGUCGGGAUGGGAUAAUUUUGCCAAAGCAAAUGAGCUGCAAGAGAAUGACCUCCUCAUCUUCACACGCAGUGGCAAAUACUCCUUUGAUGUCCAGAUCUUCGACGCCAGUGGCUGCGAGAAAGUGCCUUGUUUCUUCACCAGUAAAAAGGGUCCUUGUAUGCACAAGCACUUGGAUGGCAUAGUGGAUCAGCACGCUGAGCACUGCAUUUUAAGUGAUUCAGAUGAUUUAAGAAUGCCGUUGCGCCUCAUUGGAUCCCCACACAAGGCAUCUACUUCAAAGAAGAUGAGUGGCAAGACUAAACCAAGGAAAGAGCCUGAAUCUCCAAGCAGUGGCAGCUACCAUAUCAAGCCAGAGCCCAUCAGCAAUGAAGAGCAGAGCGGCGACAGGCUUUUCGAUUCCAACUACUAUUAUUCAAGGUCUGCCAGCAACCUAACUGGUGAUGAACGGGAUCAGAUAUUUGGUUUGGCGUCGAUUCAACCAGGCAAUCCAGCAUUUGUGGCUGUCCUGCACAAGACCCAUAUUGGGCACAAGAACAACUUGCUGACCAUCCACCAUGGAUUUGCUGCAGAUCACCUUGAGGGAAGAUCCCAUGACAUCCUGCUCCUCAGACCAAAGAGGAAAGACAAGUGGUAUGUCAGGUACUACCAUGCGAGCCACACCAGAGGCUUCAACUGCCGUCGCUGGGUCAAGUUCAUCCGCGACAACAGACUGCGCAAGGAUCACAUCUGCAUCUUUGAGCUGAUGAAAGGCGCGAGGAUGACAACAAUGGUUGUCCAUGUCCUCAGGAAGGUUGAUGGAAGGCUUGUCCUGGUGGCCUAAGUUCAUGUAUCCUAGUUUGCUAUGUUGUAUCAUGUGUAGCUUUGUGCUGUAUUUUAUGUACG